AUGUUGGCCAAGACAGUGCUUUCUCUUGGUCUGUGGCUGCAGUUUGCUGUGGGACAGAACACACCUGAGAGAGGUCCCCAGCUGCCUGUUUCCAAUUCGGAGGGAGACCUCCUCUUCUUGCUGGACAGCUCUGGCAGCGUCUCCUACUAUGAGUUUUCCAGGGUCAAGGAAUUCAUGUGGGACCUCGUGCAACCUUUCACCUUUGGCCCCAAAGAUGUCCAGACCAGCAUCAUCCACAUCAGCACUACACCCACCAUGGAGUUCCCUUUUGACCGGUACCUGUCUAGUGGGACUCUGCAACAAGCCAUCCGGGACACUCAGCAGCUCAUGGGCGACACCAACACAGGCAAAGCACUUUCCUAUGCCAAGGAGAAGUUCUUCAGUGAUGAAGCUGGUGCCCGGCCAGAUGUGCCCAAGGUGCUGGUUUGGGUGACAGAUGGUUUCUCCACUGAUGACAUCUCUGAACCCAUGCAGCUCCUGAAGGACAUGGGAGUAACAGUCUUCAUUGUCAGCACUGGACGGGGGAAUUACCUGGAACUCUCUGCUGCUGCCAGCCAGCCUCCUGAGAAGCACCUGCACUUUGUGGAUGUUGAUGACCUACCCAUCAUCACAAAGGAGCUUCGAGACGCUAUCCUAGAUGUUAUCCAAGCAAAUCGCCUCCAUGCGGUGGAUAUCACCUCAAGCAGCUUCCGUCUGAUGUGGCCCAAGCUCCUCUCCCAAGAAACUGGCUACUACACGCUAGAGUAUGCCCCAACAGAUGAUCUAGCAAGGAAGAGGACAAAGCAAGUGUCUGGGGCUCACACUAGCAUCAUGCUAAGCAACCUUGCACCAGAAACUACUUAUGAGGUGGCACUCAUUCCUGAAUCCAACGUCCACUACUUCCCUCCGCAGACAACAAGGGUUACUACACUGGCAGAGGAAAUAAGCCCAGCCCAGGUUCUCAUCUCAGAGUCUGGGCCACACAGCUUCCACGUUAGUUGGGCUCCUACACUGGACAGCGUGAUCGGCUAUCAGAUCCUGUACGGACCGCUCCCUGGGAACUCAGCGAAGCUGCUGGAGGUGGAUGGCAAGCAUAACAGCACUGUGGUGGAGAAUCUGACACCCAAUACGACCUAUCUAGUGACAGUGACUGCAACCUACAAAUCGGGAAAGGAGAGAUCCCUGUCAGCUAAAGCGUGCACUCAGGAAGAGGGCUCCAAAGUGAGGCACCUUCGCUUUGAGGACAUGGGCCCCAACACCCUGAAAGCCUCCUGGGAUGCCGCCGAUGGGAAAGUCCUCGGUUACAGAGUCAGAUGCCGGCGGCAAACUGGCCCUUCAUCUGUCAUCAGCGUUUCGCCGCAGAUCCACAGCGUGCUCCUCACAGACCUGGCUUCAGGCACCACUAACAAAGUCUGUGUGAAGCCCAUGUACAAGAACCAGCCAGGCAAAAGGCUAUGCCGCAUGGUGCACAUGCAGCCAGCUACAGAAGCCCAAGAAUAUAAGCACAGACAGAGAGCAUGACAGACUCUGGAGUGAAGUGAUUCCC
This is a messenger RNA of Balearica regulorum gibbericeps (East African grey crowned-crane), 1525 nucleotides long. RefSeq names its product von Willebrand factor A domain containing 1 (gene VWA1). The record is from RefSeq and is a predicted model, not a curated record. Gene Ontology annotation, molecular function: protein binding. Lineage: Eukaryota; Metazoa; Chordata; Aves; Gruiformes; Gruidae.